This is a messenger RNA of Neogale vison (American mink), 1120 nucleotides long. It is a transcript of the gene FBXW12, whose product is annotated as F-box and WD repeat domain containing 12. The record is from RefSeq and is a predicted model, not a curated record. The coding region runs from base 34 to 1053 and encodes 339 amino acids. The transcript is spliced from 7 exons. NCBI's taxonomy places the organism in Eukaryota, Metazoa, Chordata, Mammalia, Carnivora, Mustelidae. Gene Ontology annotation, molecular function: protein binding.
AAGUCAGUCAUUUGUACAGUGUCAUCAAAGCACAUGCUUUAUGCCUGGGACCUGCAGGAAGGCACUAUGAUCUGGUCCAGCCCCACCCAGCAGUCGAGCAUCACGCGUCUGGCGACCCUCCCUCAGAUGCAUCUUGCGUUCACUGCAGAUUUGGAGGGAACAGUCAAAGUGUGGAAUUGUCAGGAUGCGGAAGCCCUGGCUACUCUCACCAUGCCACAGGCCUGUUUUUCCAUGGAAAUCUGUCUCACAAAAGAUGGCCCCUUCCUGAUGGUAGGCAACUCUGAAGGUGACAUGUACACACUGACCGUGCCGGAGCUAAGGCAUGUGUCUAAAGUCAAUGCAUUCAAAUACAGUGUUGACCUCCUACACUGCUCUCCCGACAAGAAAUGGAUCUUUGCAUCUGGGACACAUCAGAAUAUCUUGCCAGUGGUGUUCCUCACAGAGAGCUUGCUGACACCGGCAGAAGGCAAAAGCCCUCUGUCCCUCUCUAUCCCGUAUUCAUCAUGCUGCAGGGCCUGCUGGGCCCCAAGGAGGCCAAGCAGGAUAACAGUGAUGUAUCGAAGAGGCUCUUUCAGAAAGACCGGAUUUACCACCUUCGAGCUAACGGCUGAGAGGACGGGGGACAGAACAGACAUCCAAGCCCACCAGGUUGCAGCUUUCCUGUUGCCGCCGCACAUGGAGAGUCCUGUGUGGAUGGGCGUCGGAGACGGAAAUGUGAUCGUCUUUGAGAGCGGGCCGGCCUUAUUCCUGUUCACCAUCAGUGGCCACCUGCUGCAGAGAUUUGAGGACCACCAGAGGACCAUCGGCAACUUAUGGGUGGAUUCUGUGCACGUCCUCAGCAUGUCCAUGGAUGACUCUCUGCAUUUGUACAUGUGGGAAGAGGAAGGCCGUUACCCAUACCUCAAGAGCUGCUGUCACCUGGAGCACGUGGGCAGGGACUCGGCGCCGAGCUGCUAUGUCUCCAAAGCAAUAUGCGAUAACAUGAGCAUCGUAUGUGUGGUGUCGAGACUUCGGGAAUCCAGCAUUCUGGUGAUGUAUUCUUUGCGUAUGUAAUGUGGAAACUAAUGGAAUUAACCUCACAUCAUCUCUCUCAAUGUAGUAAAGAGAAUUCUGUUUGUAA